This is a messenger RNA of Andrographis paniculata, 1285 nucleotides long. RefSeq lists its product as uncharacterized. The transcript has 2 exons. The coding region runs from base 683 to 1147 and encodes 154 amino acids. The record is from RefSeq and is a predicted model, not a curated record. Lineage: Eukaryota; Viridiplantae; Streptophyta; Magnoliopsida; Lamiales; Acanthaceae.
GACCAAUUUUACUCAAAUUCCAAGCAAUAGCGAUACCAAACUGUGUUUCCGUAAUUUUCGAAUAUUCUUUUGCCUUUCACAGGCCUGUUUAAUUUCGUAGUUUAAUUAAUAGUAGUAACCGCGCAGCACAACAGUCCUCUUCCCUGCCACCAUUUCUUUCCUUUCUCCCCUCUUGCUGUCUUUGCGUCCCCCAUCGAAAAUUUAAUUUCGAUCUUUAACUAUCUCAGUUCCACAUCCUAAGCCUUUCUCACACCGCCUGUUGUUUCUUUGAUCCGGGCCUUCAUUUUAUUUUUAUUUUUUGAAUCAGAUCAUCAUUCUCGCUCGUAAUUUGAUCAAGACUCCCUCUUUUUGCUUCCGCUGCUAUCGAAAUUCGAACCAUUCGUGCAAGCAGACACUCAUCUAAUUGCCGAUUAUUCGUUUCUUUCUCGAUUGUAAAGUUUUUAUUCUUCGUAUGAUUGAGGAUAUGCUGGUGGUGGUGGCUGUGGUUUCAUCUAAGUCUGCUUCAUAUGAUAGAUACAUUCUCGUUGGCUUGGGUUGGGUUCUUGAAGCUAACUUUGUUAGCUGAAACUGAAGCUCUACAGGGAAUUAAAAAAACUCCCUUUCAAUUGUUGUUUGUGGCUGUCGGUGUUUGUUGCUGUGGAGAAUACAAUUGGGCAGUCCGAAUAAUUGAGUGAGUUGAAAAAUGGGUAGAGUGAGAGGAAAAGGGAAGAGGCAGCCACCUGUAGCAGUAGUAGCCAUUGCUGCUGAUGAUGACACUGACAGUGCUGUAAAUGUAAUGGGCGAGGAUGAGAAGCGAAUGGCGAAGAGACGAGGGAGGCCGCAGAAGCCGUGUAAGGAUGAUGGUGAUGAAGAAGGAGAAGGAGAAGAUGAAGUUGCAAAGACUAAAGAGAAGAAGGAAUCCGAGGAGGAGAUUGGAAGCAAAAGUGGCAAGAGCCAGGGUGGCGCAGAGAAUGGGAGGAAGAGGAAGAGGCAGAGGCAGUCCCAGGUAAAGGAAAAUGUUGAUCCUGAGGAGGAGGAGAUUGAGACUGGUGUGGAAACAAGAAAUGAGUCUGUAGAGUUGAUGACGAGCGUUGGGUACAGACAAAAUGGAAGCAGAAGAAAAAAUAAGCCAAGACGAGCUGCGGAAGUUGGCGUCGAGUGCAAGUGAGUAAUAAGGUGAGAGAGAGAGAGAGAGAGAGAGAGUGAUUGUUGCUGUCUGCCUGUCUGUCUUUCCUUCCUUCCUUGGCAUGGUUUUGGAAAUAAAACUCUCAUCUCAUGUUAUGUAUUGUGAUUGGGGAUCGUUGAA